CCCCCUUCGCUCUACCUUUGCAAAAAAUAAAAAAGGGGGGUGGAUGGGCUUUGGAAUUUCUCCUGGAAAGAGGUGAGUGCAAAAUGCAUUUGGGGUGAAAAGGGUGCAAUUGAAGAGCUGGCGUAGCAGAAAAAAAAAUAUUGCAGACCAGAUUUCAUAUUUAUAGGAAUGAUUGUCACAAAUAUAUGUUUAUUUAAAGAAAUUGCAGGUUGGUCUAUUGAGAGGGUGGGGGAAAUAUCUAAAAGUAAUGGUAGUGAUAAAGGCACCUUUACCGCGAGCAGAGAAGGCCACAGUCCUGCUUGCAUUUACCUGGGAAUAAAAUCCCAUUUAUUCAUUGGGACUUAAGACUGUGUACACACCAUGCAAUUAAAGGAUGUUUAAAUCCCAUUCUGCAUUCCCAAAAAAAGAAUCAUGGGAACUGUAGUCUGACCCCCCACGGAACUACAAUCCUCAGCACCCUUCGCAAACUACAGUUCCCAGGGUUCCGGGGAGGGGGGCAGGGAGGGAAGCAUACUUUAAAUGUAGGGUUAUCCAAGAGACCAAUUCCUGAAACCUUUGCUAACUCCGGGAAGCAGAAACGGUUUAUUCUUUUUGUGCGACGCUGGCAGAUUUGUGAUGCGUGGAGUGGCGCUGCAAGAAAGAUUAGAAAGAGAGAGCUAGACAGUAUUGCAAAUAAGUUGUGUAGGAGAUUCAGAGGUCUGGCGGAUGUUAAGCUAGGUAUGAGCUAGCAGAUUAUAUUUAUGAAUUCCUGUUCCCUUUCUUCAAAUCACUGAUGCCUUCCUUGUUUUACGUAAUUGCUGUUUGGUGUAUGCUAUGAUUUGCAGUUACAGAUAGGUAGCCGUGUUGGUCUGCCAUAGUCAAAAUAAAAAAAUUCCUUCCAGUAGCACCUUAAAGACCAACUAAGUUAGUUCUUGCUAUGAUUUGCAGUUAGGGCGAUUGUACUGCAGUUGUUACCCGUUAGCGAGCAAGCUUUUGAGUUCCACAGAACUCUUUAUGUUAACCACCCAGCUAUUAAACUGAGAGGCAGCGUGGUGUAGUGUUUGGAGUGGGACAGGUACGAUCCUAUUUCAAAUCCCCUCACCUGCAAGUGUUACUGCGUGACUGUAAGCCAGUCACUAUCUCUUUUCAAGGACAUAGUGAUAAUUUUAAAAAGGCGGAGGAACUUUGAGUUGUAUCUAGACUUGAGUCAGUUGUGCUUAGGCUGCUUAAAAUCAUUGUGAAAAGUUAGUAAUGGCUUUAGUCCAGUUGGUUUCAAUGGGAACGGACUGAAACUCAAGUCUGGAUACUACCCUAUAUGUAUGUGUCACGGAUUGGUUGGAUGCAAAGGAAUGGUGGUCAGAGGAAGAAGACUGGGAGGAGAAGGUGUCAGAAGCUGAAGAGGUAACAGGGCUUAGUGAGCGGGGAGAAUCUGUGGCAGAGUGAAGCCCAGAAUCAGAGGCAGAAGCAGAAGCAGGAGAGUGGGAUGAGGAAGGCCAAGAGGCAGAGAUGGGUCAGGCUGGUGAGGAAUCAUGGGUUUUCUCCUCCUCCUGGUGUGACAAGCUCCCCUCCCCCCUUGUCUCCCAGAACCAGAAGAACCAUAUCUUUACCUUUCAUUUACUUGUUUCAUCGACCUCCCUUUUUUGUAUUCUAGUUCAAUUAACUAUUUCAGCAAAUUCUUUCCAUCUUUCACAAUUUUUGUUCUAUAAUUUAUCUUAACGGUCUAACCUUAUUUUUUCAUUUUGGCCAAUUAUCAAUCAGCUUUUACUUAAUUCUUUAUUACAUUUCUGCUAAAACCAUAUAGCUUCAUUCCAGCAUCCUUCUAACAUUCAUUAAUUUUGCAAUAUUUUUGUAAAUAUACUUUAAAUUUUUUCCAAUCUUCUUCCACCGACUCCAUCCUAAUCUUUGGUCUUAAAAUAGUAACAUUAGAUUUUUCCCUAUUAACAACCCAUUUUUCAUAUUCCCUUAAAGCAUUACAGCUAAGUAGCUUGGAAUUGUUGACACUGGCUGGCAGUUGUUCUCCAGCGUUUGAAAUGGGAGUCUGUUCUUCUCAGCCCCACCUGGAGAAGCCAGGGAUUGAAUCUGGAAUCUUCCAGAUGCAAAGCACAUACUCUGCCAGUAAGAUAUGGCCGUUCCCCAAUUUUUCAGAAGACUGAGCAGAAACACGGGUGCUGUAUCUUGCGUCUCUCAACCUACGUGAAGGUUUGGGUCCUUAAUCAUUUUUAGGAGAGCAGAGCUCAGCUGCUCUCUCCCCACACCAUUGCAUGUUUCCAGUUUCUUAGGGUGAGCUGAGACUCAGUACAAUAUACAGCUUCCAGGAUGUGGGUGGUGCUGUGGUCUAAACCACAGGGCCUCUUGGGCUUGCCGAUCAGAAGGUCAACUGUUCGAAUCCCCUCAAUGGUGUGAGCUCCCAUUUCUGUGUCCUAGCUUCUGCCAACCUAAUAAUAAUAAUAAUUUUUAUUUGUAUCCCGCCCUCCCUGGCCAAAGCCGGGCUCAGAGUGGCUAACAUCAUAUAAAUCAGACAAUAUGCAUAAUACAAUAUACAAUAUGCAAAUAAAAUAACAUUCAACAUUCAUUAAAAUAAUAUAGAAUAUUAAAUACCAGCAUUUCAAGAUUAAACAGAAAUCCACUCUUAACAGUUACAAUAAGUAAUUUCUAAACUCCAAUCAAUAAAACAACUGCAAGCCACAGUGCACAACAUAAUACAAUACAAAAUGAGAAGCAGAGACUGGAGGGUCUGGCAAGGCAGGUGGAAAGAGGCCUUGCCUGAUGAAGUCUCCCCCCUCACAGUUCUUCCUCCAGGACCAGCUCCCUUAUGAGGACUCCUAGGGUCAGAGGGUGGGGCACGGCAGGUGGAAGGAGGCCUUGCCUGAUGGAGUCUCUCCCCUCACAGAACCUAGCAGUUUGAAAGCACACAAGUCCAAGUAGAUAAAUAGGUACUGCUGCAGUGGGAAGGUAAACAGCAUUUCCGUGCACUCUGGUUUCCGUCAUGGUGUCCCAUUGUGCCAGAAGCGGUUUAGUCAUCCUGGCCACAUGACCCGGAAAGCUGUCUGUGGACAAACACCGGCUCCCUCAGCCUGAAAGCGAGAUGAGCGCCACAACCCCAUAAGUCGCAUUUGACUGGACUUAACCAUCCAGGGUUCCUUUACCUUUUGUUUUAUUAUUACAGUGGUACCUCAGGUUACAGACGCUUCAGGUUACAGACUCUGCUAACACAGAAAUAGCACCUCGGGUUAAGAACUUUGCUUCAGGAUGAGAACAGAAAUCACACGGUGGCAGCAUGGCGGCAGCAGGAGGCCCCAUUAGCUAAAGUGAUACCGCAGGUUAAGAACAGUGUCAGGUUAAGAACGGACCUCCGGAACAAAUUAAGUUCUUAACCUGAGGUACCACUAUAUUCAGCUUCUGUUUCCAUAAGGAGAAGAAUCUCCUCUUGGUAACUGGAUAUAUUGCUUGGCUCGAUCAAAUGCUGUUGAACCGUGGGACUGAGCCCCAUUGCCAGUCCUGAGAGAGAGAGAGAACAUGGCUGCCGUAAAGCGAGGUGAUCUUUUGGCUGUGGGACUGGAGUCCGAGGAGGCUCUGCAAGACUCAGCUGCCCUCAAAGCAGAGAGAAGGAGGACCGAAAGCGCUCGGCCUGGGUGUGGCAUGGAAACCUGCAGAAAAACAACUCCGGAGAUCUUGAACCAGGAUGCUCCAAAUUCCAGUUCCGAGUUCAGACAGUUCAGGUACCAAGAGGCCAUUGGUCCCCAGGAGGUUUGCAGCCGGCUCCUGGACCUUUGCUGCCGGUGGCUGAGGCCCAAGAGACUCACCAAGGAAGAGAUGUUGGAGCUGGUGGUCCUGGAGCAGUUCCUGGCCGUCCUGCCCGCGGAGAUGCAGAGCUGGGUCAGGGAAGGCCGCCCAGGGAGCUGUGUCCAGGCCGUAGCCCUGGCGGAAGGUUUUCUACUGAAGCAGCAGGAGGACAGAAGGCAAAUGGUGAGCGGGUUACAUUUUGGUGGUUCAUGCUGUGGGCAUGAAGAAAUUGUUGUUUUACAAGGAAGUUGUUUUACAGCCUUUCUCAGAAGCUUUGUUCUGCUGGUCACCCACCUAAAAUAAAUAAAUGAUGGAUUAAUAGACAAUAUGCAGGAGCAAGACAAGGACCCACAGAGGGGAGGAGGGGAAUCCAGGAGAUUCUUUGGAAUCCUCUUUUUAUGUUGCUUGUUUGAUAAUCGUUUGUAAAUUUCAAAAUCUGAAAAACUAAAUAAAAUUUAAAUGAAUGAAUGGAGUUGAGAAAGGAGUAGAAAAGGGGGAAUCACAGAAUUGUAGAGUUGAAAGGGACCCCAAGGGUUAUCUAGUCCAACGCCAUGCUCUGCAGGAGUCUCAGCUAAAGCAUCCAUGACAGAUGGCCGUCCAUUAAGAACAUAUUCUGAUGCCCUUAAUACUCUCUCCUGUUUUAGGUCCAGGAGCCGUUGAUGGAGGUGGCCGGCCCUUUAUCUGGUGGAAAGAAGGUUCCGUCGGACGACUUUGACAGGCCGGGACGUGGGGCCAAAACCAGCACAAUGAAAUUCCACAGAGAUAAAGGUAAAAUCCUGCAUUUAGUGUUGUGGGAGGUGGUGAGAUCUCGUUUGGCAAUACUACGCGCAAUAAGGAUUUGGGUGUCUUAGUGGAUCACAAGCUUAAUGUGAUCCACCAGGGUGUGACACUUUAUAAUGUGCUCUUUUGUUUUGCUUUGCAUCUUCAGGCUUGGAAGCUGAUUAAAAAAUAAACCUUGAUUGAUUGGCUAGGAGGCUGAUUAAAAAAUAAACCCUGAUUGGCUAGGAGGCUGAUUUUAAAUCUUUGUUUGGCCCUCUGCUUCUGAUUCUACCUCCGUUUCAUUAACAGACAGUGAAAUGGCACCUGAGGCACAUUCUGAAUCUUCUCCUUUUUCUGCUGGAGGGGUGAAAGCCACCAUCCAGCCAACUCAGGUAGGAGAAAGCCUGUUGGGGAGACCUAUUUCAGACAACUGGGGUGCCACUUUCUUAUAUAUCCCUGGGCUUCUUUGGGAGGAAGGGUAGCACAAUAACUCGUCGUCGCUCACAAAGUACCAUCGUUAGCACCCCCAAUAAGGAUUCUCACAAUUCCCUAAAGAAUAUAAUUACAUACUAUCAUCACAAUUCCACAAAAGAACCUCUCUCAAUUCCCCUCCUUCUCUUUUCAGUCCUCAAUAUCAAGGAGUGUGUGUGUGUGUGUGUGUGUGAGCAAUUUUAAGCCUGAGGGCCACAUUGUGUUCUGGGCAGCCUAUCAGGGGCCACAGGCCAGCAGUGGGCGGGGCCAGAGGCAAAAGUAGGCAGAGCAGCAAAUGCAACUCUUACCUUUGUACAGUAGAGGGGUGUCGGGGAACCAGCCCACCAGGUGCGGAGGAAAAAUGACGAGGAGUCAUGGGUAAAGGUUUAAGCAAGGAGUGAGCUCUCUCUCCCAGCAGCCUUGCAUGUUUAUUAGCCUUGCGCACAUUACAUCAUGUUGCAUAUACACGUGUAGCACUCGGGUGGAAAACAGCUAGGGUUUGCAUUUCUUAGAAUAACUAUUCUCUACCAUACUCCAGACAGCCGCAUAAGCUUUGCGGUUAGGCAGCGCGACAGUGACCCAGGCGUGUGGGGGAACAAGUCAGCAGAUGCUUCCUCUUGCACAAUCUUGCACAAGGGUGCUAUUUUUCUAUUGCAUCCCCACAUGCCCUCCUUUUUUAUAUUAUUUAAUCAGAGUCAUAAAUUUCAUUCCGAGGCAGAAGCUCGCCAGGGUCGCACACAGCGCGCUGGUAACCAGGUAGGCCGUCCAUCCAGGUCCACUGCCGCGUAGCCGCGUCCCCAGGAGAUGAGUGGCACAGGACCAUGCCAUGUUGGAUCAGGCAGCUGUCUGUAAGAUACAAGAGGCCGAGCCAAAGGCUCUGCUUUUUGAAAAUGAAUCUCAGCCGGUGUAUAUUCCCUAUUAUGGGAUACAAAUAUGGUUAAGAGUGAAUAAAACAGUAUGCACAAUUGAAGGAAUCUCGGCAGAGGGGGCAUUUCGACCUCCAAGUUGUUUGGACAGCAGAGUCUUGAAGGUCAAGUGCGCCCUCUCCACAAUCGCCUGUCCUGUUGAAUUAAAAGGCAAACCAUGGAUUAAUUUCACAUUCCAUAAAUCACAAAAGGAUGAAAACUGAGAGGAAAUAUAGGCUGGGCCAUUAUCCGUUUUAAUGCUUUGUGGCUUACCCAUCACCGCAAAACAGCGCAGGGUGUGCUGAAUGACGUGACGAGCGGUCUCACCCUUCAAUGGGGUGGCCCAGAUAAAUCCAGAUGAGGUGUCCACUGUCAAGUGAACUUUUGAAAAUGGGGCGAGCAGAGGGGUGUGAGUAACAUCCAUCUGCCAAACCGCAAGAGGGGACGUACCCCUAGGGUUCACCGCAUCAAAGGGAAUCAUGGUUGGAGCCUUAGAACAGAUAGAACAUUGAGAGACAAUGUCUCGUGCCUGUGCAAUAGGGAUUUUAAACAUUUUUGCCAAAACUUUAGCAGGCUGGUGAAAGGUAGAAUGAGAGAGAAUAGGGUCAGAAAACAAGGAAAACACUUCAGAUCGCAGUGCAGCGUCUGCCACGGCAUUUCCCUGAGCCAAAAACCCUGGGUGAUUGGUGUGGGAACGAAGGUGUGCAACAUAAAAAGGAUGACGGCGUUCUUGAAUAAGAUACUGCAAGGUAGAAAAAAGAACAAACAAAUCAGCAUCUAACACAGGCGUGAUAUAAGAAACAGGCAGGGAAGACAGAAGGCGAUACACAUAUUGUGUAUCAACAAGCAAAUUAAAAGGUUUAUCAGGAAAGAGUUGAAAGGCAAGGAUUACAGCAGCAAGUUCAGCCCGCUGGGCGGACCUCUGUUGCUCAGUAAAUUCAGUUUUCCAUUUUUCACCCUCUUCCCAUGCCACCACCCCCCGCGUUUUUGACCCAUCAGUGAAAAGGGUAAGGGCAGAGGGGAUGGGGGUUGGAGAAAGAGCAGUUUUUAAAGUAUAGACAGUUUGAGAAAGAAAGACAAGCAUGGAUCAGAGGGGGGAUUAUGCGUGAUGGUUCCCAAAAAAUCCACAAGUGCUACUUGAGUAGCCACGGAGGUGGAAAUCAGGUGUUGUGUUUCUGUGAGUGAAAAAGGCAAAUAAAUUUUUUCAACGUCCAGUCCAGAGAGGGCUUUUGCUCGAGCGCGCCCUUUAAUUACCAAAUCCAUUACAGCCGCUGGAGAGGAAUAAAUGUUACGCGGUGGAGUAUGCGGAAGGUGGAUCUAUUCCACAAUGUUGACACCCGAGGGGGCGCCGAUUUCUGUGAGUAGAGAAUGGCUGUAGGCAGCAAAGGUGUGGAAAAAAUUGCCAAGGAUAACUGCACAUUGUGCAGAGUGUCUAUGCGAUCCACCAUUCGGUCUCUUAAUAAAGCAUUAACCUGUUGUAAGGCUUGUAGCAUUUCUUCUGUAACUGGGAUGACUUCUCCGGGUAGGUUGUGUCCUUGUAAGGCAGAAAACAAUGAUGACAAGGUGCUAGUAGGCAGAUUAAGGUAAUUCUUUAUCCAAUUCAGGUGUCCCAAAAGUUGUUGAAGGUCAACCAGCCGUAGGCGGGCAGGAAAAGACAAUUGGGGAACAACCGGAAUGGCAGCUUGUUGUGUCAAUUUAUGUCCAAGAUAUAACAUAGGCAAAGUUUGCUGAACCUUAUCUGGGGCAAUACACAGUCCAAAAUCUCUCAGGGCAGAUGUAAGGUCUUUUAAUAAUUCCACUGAUAUGUCCUGUGCAGCCACAAGGAUAUCAAUUGGGUGGAGGCUUUGACAGGCUGGCGCUUCUCCCCCGACACCCAAAACCUGCGCAGCUGCCUUUGUGGGCCAUUUGGGAGGCCAGUCUUGUUUAGCAAUCACAGUAACAUCUGCCCCUGUAUCCAGAACCCCCUCUACCUCACGUCCACCCAGUGUCAUUUUUAAGGUAGGGCGCUGAGCUGUGAGAGGCAUUGCAGCAGCAAUUAAGGGGGGAUUUGUAGGAGUUGUGGCAUCCGCAGGGAGCAGUAUGACUUUAGCCACUGGCGUGCCAGAUGAAAGACCUAAGAGGGGGGCUGCUUGUUUAAUUGCAGUCCCCAGUGGCGUCGGCGGAGGCUGAUAAUCUGGUGGUCGUGGCGGAGUAAAAGGUGGUGGUAGAAGCGGUGCAGCCGGGUAUAUGAAAGGCAUAUUCAGGACUGUUUCUUGUUGUGGUUGCAACGAAGCCAAGAGGAUGUUUUUGGGCGUAAGAGUUGCCAUGCAGCCACGGACUUUAGCCCAGGCACUAAGGACGUGAACAUUUAUGCGGCCAUGGCCAUGAAAGUGGUCGCCAAUCCUAUCCCAGUCUGGAAUUUCCCAUGUCCCGUUGUCAGGGAGCCAUGGACAAUGUUCAUCUAUGGCCAGAAUCAAUGCAAUUAGAUCACCUUCAGGUACUUGCUGUUUAUUUUCCCGAAGGAGGUGCUGCAUGUCUUUUAAAAAUUGUUUCUGAGGGUUGGAGAGCGCAGAACCCAUGAUAAAAAUAGAAAAAUAGCUACUCACCGGGGAUCCGAAGAUGAGAAGGCGCCUUGAGCCACAGCCGGGCGGGUGAGUAGCAGGAAGGACCGUCUUUGACAGCACGCGUCCUGGAAGCCGUUCAGGCAAUCACACGAGGCACCAUUUGUCGGGGAACCAGCCCACCAGGUGCGGAGGAAAAAUGACGAGGAGUCAUGGGUGAAGGUUUAAGCAAGGAGUGAGCUCUCUCUCCCAGCAGCCUUGCAUGUUUAUUAGCCUUGCGCACAUUACAUCAUGUUGCAUAUACACGUGUAGCACUCGGGUGGAAAACAGCUAGGGUUUGCAUUUCUUAGAAUAACUAUUCUCUACCAUACUCCAGACAGCCGCAUAAGCUUUGCGGUUAGGCAGCGCGACAGUGACCCAGGCGUGUGGGGGAACAAGUCAGCAGAUGCUUCCUCUUGCACAAUCUUGCACAAGGGUGCUAUUUUUCUAUUGCAUCCCCACAGAGGGGCUGGGAGGGUGUGUGUGUAGUGUAGUGGUGUAGUGGUUAAGAGCGGUAGUCUCCUAAUCUGGGGAACCGGGUUCGCGUCUCCGCUCCUCCACAUGCAGCUGCUGGGUGACCUUGGGCCAGUCACACUUCUCUGAAGUCUCUCAGCCCCACUCACCUCACAGAGUGUUUGUUGUGGGGGAGGAAGGGAAAGGAGAAUGUUAGCCGCUUUGAGACUCCUUAAAAGGGAGUGAAAGGCGGGAUAUCAAAUCCAAAAAACUUUCCGGGGGUUCCUCAUUCCUGUUCAAAGCCCUCAAAGCCACCUACGGGGAAAGCUGUGAGUUCAGCCCAUUUUGACGCUAUGAACCUUUGAAUCUUGCAGAAGAGGGAUGCGGAACCUGUUGCCUUGUAGGUGUCGCUGCAGUGCAACACCCAUCAUGCCUGACAGCUGUGCUGGCUGGGUGACUGAUGAUGAUGACAACAACAACAACAACAACAACAAUAAUGUAAUAUUUCACUCUGGGCGACUUCCAAGACAUAAAAACACAAUAAAACAUCAAACAUUAAUAGUAACAGACUGAUCCAAUAUAAAAAUCACAGUAACUUUAAAAUAAACAACUUAUAUAAAACAAUCCAUCAGAAUCUAAUAAACAGUAAAAUUAAACAUCAGCAAAUAAUAAACAGUUCAACCACAAUAAAGAAUUAUCAAUCAAUAAAAGUAACAGCAAAUCACGUAAAAUACCACAAAACAUACAAAACCAUGUAAAAGGAUCAAGCUGAGAAACAAAGAAGAGAAGAAGAGUUUGGAUUUGAUAUCCCGCCUUUCACUCCCCUUCAGGAGUCUCAAAGCGGCUAACAUUCUCCUUUCCCUUCCUCCCCCACAACCAACACUCUGUGAGGUGAGUGGGGCUGAGAGACUUCAGAGAAGUGUGACUGGCCCAAGGUCACCCAGCAGCUGCAUGUGGAGGAGCGGAGACACGAACCCAGUUCCCCAGAUUAUGAGACUACCGCUCUUAACCACUACACCACACUUUUAUACGCACAACUUAUAAAACUAUUUUUAAAAAAUAUCGCUGAACUCCUCUGUUGCCAGCUACUGCGGCUGCUAUUCUCAAAGUCAUAGUCUGGGAAAGGCUAGGUGGGGCAAGGCAGGAGGAAACACCAUUGCCUGAUGAGGAACAGAAAGUCCAAUAUCACCUGCAGAUUCUGCACCCUGAAAACAACCACCUGUUCCUAUUGUCUUCUUUGGGCGUGUGAUGGAAGGAGAGCAGUCAUCACCCCAUUUUCUGGGAUGUUUGGCUAGGAAAUAGCUUUGUAUUAUAAGGACAGAAUUACCCAAACUGUAUAGAAACUUAUUCAUGUAUCCUACUACAGUGGCAAGAAUGUUAUUCGCCCCCAAAUGGAAAGAAGCAGAAGUCCCAGUAAAGGAAGAAUGAAUACAAAAACUUGCAGAAUACGCAGAAUUAAUAACCGGAAGAAUAAGAAAUCAAGAUAACAAACUUUUUGUAAAAGAAUGGAAGUGGUUUAUUGAAUAUUUACAGAUAAAUUGUAAACAGAUAAGAACAUUCGCAGGAUUAUUGUAAUAACCUGCAGUUUUAUAAGAGUAUACAUUUAAAGCAGAUGAAUAAAUGAGCAGAUAAAGUUCAUUUGGAUAUGCAGAAGAUAUUGAAAAUAAACUUGAGGGACCGCAGAAAGAGGGGGGAAGGAAGACGAGUUUUGAAAUGUUAAAAUGAUUGUAGAAUGAUUGAAAUGUAUAAACCCGAAAAGCAUAAAGAAAAUAAAGAAAAAGAAAAUAGUUUCGUAUGUGUUUCAGGAGCCUGUGGUUUUUGAGGAGGUGGCUGUGAGCUUCACAGAGGAGGAGUGGGCCCUGCUGGUUCCAGGCCAGAGAGCAUUGUACCGGGAGGUCAUGUUGCAGAAUUAUGGGAUGGUGGCCUCUCUAGGUAAGGAUGCCUUUGGCCGCAGAUGAGGCAGGGGGUGUUGUUGGAUUCCAACUUCCCUCAGCCCCCACCACCGGCCAGCCCAUGCCAAAUCAGAUAAACCUCUCUAUAAUUCUCACUCUAUAAUGGGAAUAGGGGGGCUCCUAACCACUCCCAGCAGCCUUAUCAAACACCAUCUCCCAGAAUUCCUUGGGGGAAGCCAUGAUCAUUUAAAGUAGUAGAAAAAAGACAGUCACGGAACCAAAAACAACACCAAACAAAUGAAAUACCAUGAAAAUCCCUGAAACGAGAAGUAAUCGACUAAAAAUAUUAAACUAAAUAACAAAAAUCACAAAGUUUAAGGGAAAAAUUAGAAAAACCUAGAAUUGAAUAAAACCUUAACGGGAUGCUGGCUACAAACCUCAUUUCACUGAACUAUUCAGUUUCCUCAGAAGGAAAUAGAAAAAUCAUAAACCUUAAAUGAUUUUAAACAAACUCAAGAACAGGGCUGAAACGCUCCCCUGAGUUUACAAAAAAGGUUUGAAAACCUCAAUAGCAAGUUUAAGACACAGCCCUAUUUAAAGCAAGCCAAGCCGUAGUGAUAAGGAAUUGAGGACUCGGCUGUGAAAACUCUAGUAUUGCCUUUUAAAGUGGCAUGAUAGUGCUUUUAAAUGUGAGGUGUGAAUGUGGCCUGACUAGCAGUCCCUGUCCAGGGAUUCAGGCCGGUGAAUCUCUCCCAGACGUACCUGGAGGUACCAGGAAUUGAAUUUGGGACUCUCUACAUACAAAAGUAAAUGCUGUAGCACCGAGCAACAGUCCUUCCUGCGUGGAUGGAAAGAUCUUGGAAGCUCUCUUGCGGCCCCUACAUAACCAGCUGUUUGAUUUUUAUGUUUUGAAUAUCUAGAAGCUCUGCUGAUUCCCAAGCCUGACCUCAUCUGCCGGUUGGAAGAGGAAGAGCUCAUUGAGCAGUGUACUGAGGAAGGGGAGAGUUUUAAAGGUGGGCAAAAGACUCAUCUUUUGUUUCUCUCUUUUAGCAUCAUCAUCAUUUAUUAUUUAUACCCCGCCAUCUGGCUGAGUUUCCCCAGCCACUCUGGACGGCUUACAAUCGAGUGUUAAAAACAAUACAGCAUUAAAUAUUAAAAACUUCCCUGAACAGGGCUGCCUUAAGAUGUCUUCUGAAUGUCAGGUAGUUGUUUAUCUCUUUGACAUCUGAUGGGAGGGCGUUCCACAGGGUGGGCGCCACUACCGAGAAGGCCCUCUGCCUGAUUCCCUGUAGCCUCACUUCUCGCAAUGAGGGAACUGCCAGAAGACCCUCGGCGCUGGAUCUCAGUGUCCGGGCUGAACAAUGGGGGUGGAGAUGCUCCUUCAUGUAUACAGGACCGAGGCCGUUUAUUUGUUCACAACUUAGAAGUAGGAAAUAAACAAGCAUCUCUGUUUAUUUCAGGCUGGAAGAGGGAGAACGAGAAUGAACUUUAUGAGGCUGCUGCGGAGGGAACUGAGACUCGAGAUGUGAAGGAGAUAUUUGUGAGUGAAGAUGGACCAGAGAUUCCGGUUGGAAAGCCGGUAGUGAAGGACAGAUUCCUUUAUUUGCAGGAUGUGGAGUUCCACGAAAGCUCGUUCCAAAAGGAACCGUGCAAAGUAAGGAGGAGGAACGAGUGUGCUGUGUGUGGGCAGAUCUUCAGUCACAAAUCGAGCCUUGUUACUCAUCAGAGAAUCCACACAGGCGAGAGGCCCUAUAAAUGUGCACUUUGUGGAAAGAGCUUCAACCGAAGGACGCGACUCACUUCACAUCAGAGGCUGCACACAGGGGAGAAGCUGUAUAGCUGUUCAGACUGCAGCAAGAGCUUUUGCGAAAAAUCGAGUCUUAACGCCCAUCAGAGAAUCCACACAGGAGAGAGACCCUAUAAAUGCUUGAACUGUGGGAAAAGCUUCAGCCGCAGCUCAAACCUUAUUGCUCACCAGAAAAUCCACACGACACAGAAACCCCGUAAUCACUCCAAAGGCAGCAAGGGCUUCUCUGUUCAGUCUAAGUACAAUUCACAUGAGAAAAUUCACAAAGGAGAGAAGGAUCUGUGUAGUUCCGUAAUCUUUAGCAAGAGCAUCUCUGAUGACAUGAGUCUUCUUGGACAUCCAGAAAUAUAUGCAGAAGAAGAUCCUUAUAAAUGUUUUGACUGUGGGGAAAGCUUCAGUAAGAGCUCCAACCUUUUUAAGCAUCAGAGAAUUCACUUAGAGGAGAAACCAUACAAAUUCUGUAGCAAUAGCUUUUCAGACAAAACCAGUCUUAUGACACAUCAAGGCAUCCACUCGGGAGAAAAAACAUAUAAAUGCUCAGUGUGUGAAAAGAGCUUCAGUCGCAACUGGAGCCUCCUUACACAUCAGAGAUACCACAGAGGGGAGAAACCUUAUAAAUGCUCGGACUGCAGCGAAAGCUUUUGCGACAAAUCAAGUCUUAUCAGGCACCAGAGAAUCCACACAGGAGAGAAGCUCUAUAAAUGCUUCAUUUGUGAGAAGAGCUUCAAUCAGAGCACAAACCUUUUCACACACCAGAGAAUCCACACGGGAGAAAAACCGUAUAAGUGCAUCGAGUGUGGGAAAAGCUUUAACCAGAGCUCACAUCUUAUCAGGCACCAGAGGCUCCACACUGGAGAGAAACCCUACAAGUGCUCGGAAUGUGGGAAGAGCUUCACUCAGAGUCCAAAUCUCAUUCGGCACUGGAAAAUUCACGCCAGACAGAACACGUAACGACGGCUUUUUGACUUUUAUGAAAAAAAUAAAAGCAUCAAUCAGCGCACAAGAGAAUGACACAUUAGAUGAUGUCUUACGAGAGAAGGAAAUUGCUCACACAAAUGAGAGGUGGAAGAUUCCUGCAUUGCAGGUGGUAGAUUGGAUGACCCUUUGGGUACCCUCCACUUCUGCAGCAGAACAGUUUCAUGUGCAUGUAACGUUUUCCUAGAUCCCUCUGGGGUUUUUUCCCCUGCAGAGACUGCAGUCCCAUCCUAGUAGUAUAAGCAAGGUAGAGCUAUAGAGUUGGAAGUGUGAAUGUGCUAAGUUUUCAUUAAUAAAUCAAAACAAAAAGUAAAUGUGCUCAAACAACUGAUAAGAACAUAAGAAAGAGCCCUUCUGGAUCAGGUUCAGCUAGACUGGUGACUGGGAGUGGCUGCCGAGACCAUAUAAUACCAGUCCUGAGAGACCUGCAUUGGCUCCCAGUACGUUUCCGAGCACAAUUCAAAGUGUUGGUGCUGACCUUUAAAGCCCUAAACGGCCUCGGUCCAGUAUACAUGAAGGAGCGUCUCCACCCCCAUCGUUCUGCCCGGACACUGAGGUACAGCUCCAAGGGCCUUCUGGCAGUUCCCUCCCUGCAAGAAGCAAAGUUACGGGGAACCAGGCAGAGGGCCUUCUCAGUAGUGGCACCUGCCCUGUGGAAUGCCCUCCCAUCAGAUGUCAAGGAAAUAAGCAACUAUCUUACUUUUAAAAGACAUCUGAAGGCAGCCCUGUUUAGGGAAGUUUUUAAUGUUUAGUGCUGUAUUUUUUUAAUAUUUUGUUGGGAGCCAAAUUAUUAUUAUUAUUAUUAUUAUUAUUAUUAUUAUUAUCAUCAUCAUCUCACAGUGGCCAACCAGAUGCCCCAGUGUGAAGCCACCAAGCAGACCCUGAGCACAAAUGGUACCCUCUCCAAACUGCAGUUCCCAGCACCUAGUAUACUGCCUCCAACUGUGGAGCCGAUCAUGGCCUCUGUUGUGACAGAGCGUUAGAUACUAGAUGGUCAGUUUUUUAAAAUUUUUGUACCUGUUCCAAUCUGCUUGCACCUUGUGCGAGAUAAACUUGUUUCCCUUUGCGUUUCUCCUCUCCCUGGUCCUGUAUAAAAAAUAAUAAUGCAUUUCUUGCAAGAUCUGUGGUUGAGGCUAGGU
Messenger RNA from Podarcis lilfordi (Lilford's wall lizard), 14742 nucleotides. The record is from the annotation of a GenBank genome assembly. NCBI's taxonomy places the organism in Eukaryota, Metazoa, Chordata, Lepidosauria, Squamata, Lacertidae.